CAAGGGGUAAUGAUUUAUCAAACACUUACUAUCAAGGAAAUGUCAGAGGAAGGGCACCUUGCGAUUCACUGACGCACACUCAAUAUACAGAGGGACGUAUAGAAGGCGCUUGCUCUGAGUGGAGCUGAAAACACUUAAGUGGCGUUUCCCAACGUUUUUUUUUCCUCUUCCCCCCUCCCUGUCAGAUCUGUUGCACUGCGAAACAUGGAUUGCACAGAGCAGAAAGGCAUGACUAAACCAACAGUCAGCGUUGCCGAGAGUUCCUCCCCGGGACAGACCAGCAGAAUAGACGCCGUUGGAGUAACCAGAACUAGCCUGGAAACUGAAGCCGCAGGGGUGUUCCAGGUCGCGGUUCCCGGCUCCCAAACCACCGAAGGCAAAGCUGUCUCCCUCAAAGAAGCCCAGUCUAAUGGCUCUGACGGGGGCACGGUUGGGAUCUGUAAGAAUGAGUCCACCCAGCCCAAUUCCGUCGUCCAUCAGGAUUCCAUCGAAAUGUUACCCCGUAAGGAUACUGCUGUCGAGAGCAAUGAGCGCACCAACACGGUUUACUGUAAGAUCGCCGAGGUGGAGGUUAGCUAUGGCACUGGCAUCCCCACAAUCCAACAAAACAAUACCAAGAGCAGCUGGGUCACAAAGAGCCAGAGCACGGUGUUACUGGGGACAGAUGGAAACACCGCUGUAUUCCCCGGCACUCUCAGCGGGGAAGAUGAAGGAGAUGAGAAUAAAGCCAGAGGGAACUGGUCGAGGAAGCUGGACUUCAUUUUGUCCAUGGUCGGCUAUGCGGUAGGACUGGGGAAUGUCUGGCGUUUUCCCUAUCUCGCAUUCCAGAACGGCGGAGGUGCAUUUCUGAUUCCCUACCUGAUGAUGUUGGCUUUUGCUGGAGUUCCCAUUUUCUUUCUGGAAACAGCACUUGGCCAAUUUGCCAGUCAAGGCCCUAUAUCAGUGUGGAAAGCUAUUCCUGCCUUACAAGGAUGUGGACUCGCUAUGUUAAUCAUCUCGGUUCUGAUUGCUGUGUACUACAACAUCAUCAUAUGCUACACUCUCUUCUACCUUUUUGCAUCAUGCAUACCCGUCCUUCCCUGGGCAUCCUGUGAAAAUAGAUGGAACACUGCAAACUGUAGAGACAAGCACAAGCUGUUAUUGGAUUCCUGCAUAAUUGGAGAUAUGAACAGUGUGCAGAUUAAAAACUCGACAUUUUGCCUUUCUGCUUUUUCCAAUGUCACCAUGGUGAAUUACACCCAGCCAAUAAACAAAACCUUUGUCAGCGGCAGUGAAGAAUACUUCAAGUACUUUGUGUUAAAGAUUUCUGAUGGGAUUGAAUACCCUGGGGAAAUAAGAUGGGAGCUAGCAAUGACUCUGUUAUUGGCCUGGAUAAUUGUUUAUCUAUCCCUGGCUAAAGGAAUAAAAUCAUCAGGAAAGGUUGUCUACUUCACAGCCACCUUCCCCUAUGUUGUCCUUGUCAUCCUUCUAAUCCGAGGGAUUACUUUGCCGGGUGCUGGAGAUGGAAUCUGGUACUUCAUUACGCCCAAUUGGGAUAAGCUUAAGGAUGCUAAGGUGUGGAAAGACGCAGCGACUCAAAUUUUCUUUUCACUCUCUGCUGCCUGGGGAGGACUGAUAACGCUAUCUUCAUACAACAAGUUCCACAAUAACAUUUACAGGGACACUCUGUUAGUGACAUGUGCCAAUAGUGCCACAAGUGUCUUUGCAGGCUUCGUCAUUUUCUCAGUCAUCGGCUUCAUGGCUAAGGAACUUAAAGUACCCAUCACUGAAGUUGCAGAUGAAGGUCCUGGCAUUGCAUUUGUAGUGUAUCCAGAAGCUCUAACCAGACUGCCAUUAUCACCAUUCUGGGCUAUCAUUUUCUUUUUGAUGCUUUUAACACUCGGAUUGGACACAAUGUUUGCAACCCUUGAGACCAUUGUGACUUCAGUAGUGGACGAAUUCCCUGGAUACCUGAGACCGAAGAAGCCCCUGUUCACAUUAGUCUGUUGUGUGAUUUUCUUCUUCAUGGGUAUUCCCAUGGUUACUCAGGGUGGGAUCUACAUGCUACAGCUGGUAGACACAUAUGCAGCUUCCUAUUCCCUGGUCAUCAUAGCAAUAUUUGAGCUAGUGGGAGUUUCAUACAUAUACGGCUUGAAACGUUUUUGUGAAGAUAUCGAGAUGAUGAUUGGAUUCCAACCGAGCUAUUUUUGGAGAAUUUGUUGGGCCUUUGUCACUCCUACAAUUCUUACAUUCAUCCUUUGCUUCAGCUUUUACCAGUGGGAACCCAUGACAUAUGAAAAUUACAAAUACCCAGCUUGGUCGAUGGUGAUGGGAUGGUUAAUGCUGGCCUGUUCUGUCAUAUGGAUCCCUAUCAUGUUCGUGAUUAAGAUGCAUUUGGCCCCUGGUUCCUUUAUAGAGAGGCUUAAGCUGGUGUGCAGCCCUCAACCUGACUGGGGUCCCUUCCUCACUCAGCACCGUGCAGAACGCUACAAGACUAUGAUGGAUCCCCUUGGGACCUCUUCCCUCGGACUCAAACUGCCGCCCAAAGACAUGGAAUUAGGACCACAGUUCUAGUAUUCACUAUCCCUCUACAUAGAUAUAUGGACUUAACAUACUUUAUUAUUUGGAUAUUUCACCUGUUUUUUAGUACACCUGUCCAUUCAAAGUAUUAUAUCAUCACUUUGAAAAUAAUUCUAUUUAUUUUUCCUACUCGCAUUUCCUCUCUGCACAGUCUAUUCCUUUUCUCUUCAGUUUUCAUGCUCCACUUGCAUUUCCCUCUUGACCUUCCACAUUCUUUGUUUUCUAUUUAUUCCCUUCAUUUUUUUACUCACUCUCCCUCAUUGUCCACCUCUCUUGCUUUUAGUACAUGAUUCUAAUCCAGAAUUCCUUGACUCUUGUUAUCUCUUUGUACUGGCUUUCAUUUGCCACUCACUUCAGCCUGUUUCCUUAAUCCUAUCUUCUCCAAUUUUUCCCGCCCAUUUUACUCAUAACCCUUUCCUCUCAUUCACAUAACAUAUGUUUUGCCUACAGAAUCUGUCCUGUGAUUUGUGCCUACUAGUUAUCUCAAUCUAUACAUUCUAGUUUCCUUAUUUACUUUAUCUGCAGCUGAAAAAAAAGUCGUUGUGCAAUUCUACUCAUUAUGUCGCCAAAUACUGGAAGAACUUGUAAAAGUAAUGCAUUGUACAGUCUCUUGAUGUUUAACUUUUUUUUCCAAUAGAGGCUGGGGUUAAUACGUCCACUCCAACCUCUGCAACACCAGGACAAUGUUAACUGUUACUGCUCCCAAUAAUUGGCCAGACUGUAUUUUCUUCAUACUAUGAUGUAACCUCUAGUUGUUCAUGCUUUAAAAAAAAAGUGAGCUGUGUUCAUAUAGUGCGUAGUAGUGGUGUCACGUCCCUCUAAGUAUCUUAUGAAAAACGUAGAGAUGGUGAGCAUAGUGUAGUUUUAACCAAAAAACUUCCUUAAAACAAUUUAGUCUGAAAUUUACAGUAGUUGUCUUCCGGGGAUUUUCUGUCAAUAUUUCUGUCUGUCUAUCUUCGUGUUAAGAGGGUCUCAGGUAAAAUUUACCUUCAUAAUUUUGCUUAUUUUCUGAGUAUGAUUAAUCUUCGUCAUAUGAUUUCAUUAAUUUCCACCUAGUGUAUAGACCUAUUUCAGUGUUCAAAUCCAUCGAAAUCCAUUUAUUGAUGUGUUCCCCAAUAUUUGCUGACCAAACAUCAAUUAUGUUUUGAGUGCAUUCUGUUAUUGAUCAUGUAUUAAUAUAUAAAUAUAGAGAGAACAUGUAUUGGUCAUUUUGCACCUUAAUGUUAAUUGCAAUACUUUUUCUCAGUCUUGUUAUCCUAUAAGCCAUCUUCAGGCAGUGGGUACCAAAGACGGGUUGUGUCCGAAAGCUGAGCGAAGCCGAAAGCUGCUGAAGCACAUUUUUCUUAUUAAGUUUACACAUUGUCUUUCCACACAUCAGGUUGACCAUUGGCCUUAUUGAUGUGUCCCAGCGUCAGAAAUAAAAGUUGUAUUUGAUGAAACGUAAAUAGUGUGACCUAUACUUUGCCAUAUGUAGUAAGUCAUUUGUAUGUGACAUGUGUGGUGUCCUCAGGCACUUUAAGUGGACCUAUCUCCGUAUAGGUUAAUUCCUAAUUACUUACGUAAUGUCAUGUAUAUUUAUGUGCAUUCUAUAUGGGGUACUGCUGCCUAUGGAUACAGAUAUGUGCCUCAAAUCAGGCCAUCAGAAUCAUUGACUGAUCUCACACAUUUACAAGUAUACAUCUAAGUUAAUGUAAGUGUCUCAUUCCCUAUGCUUGAUAGCUAUCCUGCGUACGUAAUGUGCACGAUUCAUUUAAUAGAUCAUCAUUCUUGAGGCCCUACCUCAGAUUUUGUAUUUAUCUGUAUAAACACGAUUUAAUGCAUUAUAUAUUUGCCUCUAUGAUGUCCAAAUUAGAGAUUAUCCUAUAAUGUAACUUGAAAAAAUACGAAAUAAAUGUCAACGUUUUAAAUGUCACAUGU
This is a messenger RNA of Chiloscyllium plagiosum (whitespotted bambooshark), 4476 nucleotides long. RefSeq names its product solute carrier family 6 member 5 (gene slc6a5). Lineage: Eukaryota; Metazoa; Chordata; Chondrichthyes; Orectolobiformes; Hemiscylliidae. The record is from RefSeq and is a predicted model, not a curated record. Gene Ontology annotation, molecular function: amino acid:sodium symporter activity. Gene Ontology annotation, biological process: amino acid import across plasma membrane; nitrogen compound transport; sodium ion transmembrane transport. Gene Ontology annotation, cellular component: plasma membrane.